CCAGCCCUAUAUAUAAAUGAAGGCAGAAACUGUCCUGACGUUCUCCCAGACUCCAGGUUCCAGUGUCUGCACACCAGUGCCACCUUUCUAUCUCAAAAUAACCAGCGCCUGAAGCGCAGCAGUUUAAGUGGUCACCGCACCAGUACCUGCCAUGGCUGAUCAAGAGGCUCGAGAGAACCCGACCCCUGCUGCCCCACCGGCCGCCGCGCGCCCUAAACGCGUGUCCCACCGCGGACGCACCGCAGGAGCCAAAGUCAGCUCCAAUCAACAGGAGGGGAAAGUGGAGGAGUUCGAGCCCUUCAUGUUACUGCCCCGAGGACCGCCACCGCUUAAGGAGUUUCUCGAUAUCUGGGAUGUCGAUGUUCUCAAACAACCUCAAGAGAUCAAUAAACAAGGGCACAACACGCACCUGUACUCCAGCGACUUCCUCAUCGUGCGGCGCACUCUGGAGUUUCAGAUCAAGAUCACCUUCGAUCGACCCUACAAACCGGCCGAAGACAAGUUUGCGGUUGAGUUUGUCAUAGGGCCGAGUCCUCAGUACAGUAAGGGCACCUACAUUCCCGUUUUCCCCAAUGAGGAGCGUCAGAGUGUUUGGAGAGGCCGGAUCGUAGAGACCAGCGACAAUGUCGUCACAAUGGGCAUCACCACCUCACCAGAGUGCAUUGUGGGAAAAUACAUGAUAUACAUCGGUGUGGUGACCCCCUACGGUAUUCGCAGGACCAGGAGGGACCCGAGCACAGACAUCUACAUCCUCUUCAACCCGUGGUCACCAGCUGAUCCUGUGUUCCUGGAUGAUGAGGAGGAGCGUGAAGAGUGUGUUAUGAAUGAGCUGGGGAUCAUCUAUCAUGGCGCGUAUGAUGAUGUGUCUGAACGCGCAUGGAACUACGGACAGUUUGAGUUUGGUGUCCUGGAUGCCUGUCUGUUCAUUAUGGAUAAAGCAGAUAUGCCGCUGUCCAACCGUGGGGACGUCAUUAAAGUGACCCGCGUCGCUUCAGCCAUGCUGAACUCGCGCGAUGACGACGGCGUGUUGGUGGGGAACUGGAGUGGCGAUUACACAUACGGUGUCCCGCCGACGUCCUGGACCGGCAGCGUGGAGAUCCUCCUGGACUACGCCGGCAGCAGGGGAACACCCGUCUGCUACGCCCAGUGCUGGGUCUACGCUGCUGUCUUCAACACCUUCUUGCGUUGUCUCGGGAUCCCCGGCAGGGUCGUGACAAACUUCUUCUCUGCUCACGACAAUGACGGCAACCUUAAGAUGGACAUCAUCCUGGACGAAAAUGGAAAACUGGACCGGAACCGCACCAAGGACUCCAUCUGGAAUUAUCAUUGCUGGAACGAGUGCUUCAUGGCAAGGUCUGAUCUGCCUCCUGGUUUCGGAGGAUGGCAGGUUGUGGAUGCUACGCCACAGGAGACGAGCGAUGGUAUGUUCAGGUGUGGACCUGCAUCAGUAGCUGCCGUAAAACACGGCCAGAUCUGCUACCCGUUUGAUGCCCCUUUUGUGUUUGCUGAGGUGAACAGUGACGUGAUUUUUUAUCGUAGACAAAAAGACGGCACUCUGGAAGUAGUGAAGGUGAAUCCCACUCACGUGGGCCGCAUGGUGCUGACCAAAGCCGUGCUGCACGAUGGACGUCGAGACAUCACUGAUCAAUACAAGUUCCCUGAAGGGAGCCCAGAGGAGCGGCGUGUGCUGGAGAAGGCCGAGGAGUUCGGCUGUCAGAGAGAGAAAGCCUCUCUUCCUCAGAGCGAUGUGGAGGUGGAGAUCCCCACUCUGGACGUUCGUGUGGGAGACAACUUUGACGUGACGCUGCAGUUUAAGAACCACAGUGACCAGCGCCGCACUGCUGACGUGUACGUCACUGGAACCGUGGUGUAUUAUACCGGAGUCCCGAGCGCCGAGGUGGUGUUUAAAACUCCCAAAGUCAAACUAGAUCCACUGCAGAGUAAGGAUGAGAAAGUGUUGGUGCGAGGUGAGGACUACAUGCAUAAACUGGUGGAACAGGCAAACAUCCACUUCAUCGCUACAGGGAAGAUUAAAGAGACGGGCCAGAUCAUUACUGCCAUGAAAGUCAUCACAAUACACAACCCCAAACUCAUUGUGAAGGUCACUGGUUCUCCAAGAGUGAGUGAGGAAAUGUACGUGUCUGUUGAGUUCACAAACCCAUUUAAGUUCAGUCUGGAGAAUGUGGAUCUCCGUAUGGAGGGUCCUGGAAUCAUGCCCUUCAAACGCAAGCAGUACAGUCUGAUUGCUCCAGGCACCUCUAUAAUGUGGACGGAGACGUUCAGUCCCAGACGGGCCGGCUCCACUAAACUGAUAGCAAGUCUAGACUGCGCCGCUCUCAGACAGGUGUAUGGAGAGACUGAGCUCACCAUCCAGCAAUAAACACCACAGAGAAUGAAUCUGAGAAACAGAUCGCUGUAGUCUUUGAUCCAUGAGAAAAACAUGUAAUCUCCAGCAUAGCAUAUACUAUAUAAACUCGCAUAACUUUCUUUGAAUUGAGUGCACUGCUAAUACAGCUUGACAGCUUGAUUUAUCUGUCAGGGGAAGCAGAAGUGCAUUAUAUUGUAUUUAGUCAAAAGUACAGUUAUUGCAAUUUAUACUUUAAUCUGUCAAUGAUUUUAUCUUUUGUAUGAUGAAUAAUUCUGUGUC
This is a messenger RNA of Sinocyclocheilus rhinocerous, 2647 nucleotides long. It is a transcript of the gene f13a1b, whose product is annotated as coagulation factor XIII, A1 polypeptide b. Gene Ontology annotation, molecular function: protein-glutamine gamma-glutamyltransferase activity. Lineage: Eukaryota; Metazoa; Chordata; Actinopteri; Cypriniformes; Cyprinidae. Gene Ontology annotation, biological process: peptide cross-linking; blood coagulation, fibrin clot formation. The transcript is spliced from 15 exons. The record is from RefSeq and is a predicted model, not a curated record. The coding region runs from base 152 to 2380 and encodes 742 amino acids.